UAUACUUUUACUAAGGUAUCCACGGUGUUAACUUUUUUUCUAAAUCAUAGUCACUUGCACUGUUAAACCUUGAUUUAUUGCAUUUGUUGCUUGGUGUAUUCCGUGUCAUAUUGACGCGAAGCCGACCUGUUUCGUCAUUGUUGACAAUCCUGGGACGGAUGACAACCUGACAGUUGGGUAAAAUGGCUACGCAAACUGAAACAUUGGAAGAACAGGUGACCACAGGGACUGAAGAAAAUGCCACCGGGGACCAUUUGGACAGAAAUAGUUCUGUUUCGUCGGACGAUGGGUCUGAGAGUCCAGGAAAACAUAUUGGUGACGAGAAACAACAAGUAGACGCCGAAGAUGUGUGUGCCAGACUCGAAAACAUGGACUUGACCGAGGAGGAAACAGAAGAACUGUUACAAGAAGCGUUAGAAAUUAACAAAAAACUAAAAGCGGAGUUAAAACGCCAAGGAGACGGUGUUAAAAGUGGAAGGAGUCGAAAUAAGUCGGCGUCAACAGGUUCAAACCCAAGACCAGGAAGUGGAAAAUAUGUAAUUUUGCCGCCAAUCAAACCGGGACAAUCAGGCCUUUCCCCAGAACAAGAACGGUUGUAUGGAGCCAGACUGCGACCACAUAAUAGUAAUCGUAAUCCACAACGUUCAGGAAUUGGUAGCAGUAGAUCAAGAGAGAGGGCCACAGUCAGUGCCAAUCCUGGGGGUAACAGGAGAUCCUCUGCCAAGACCAGUCGCAGUAGCCAGUCAGCUGAUGUGAAGCAAGAAUCCAGGCAUAGCAAAUCUAAACAACCUCCUGAGUGGAAUGAUAGAUUUUCAUACACUUGAAUACAAACAUAUCUGAUGCUGUAUUCUAUGUGCUGCUGCAAUCUGCAGGUGUAGUUAUAAUACUGUAAAAUCUGUAUUAGAAGCCAAGGUUUAUGUUAAAAUGGUACAAUACAACAGAGGGGAUGCGGCUUCUAUUAAAGCAUCUACACAUAUGAAAUAGAGAUUUUUGGGUUCUCAAUUGUUGAAAGAGAAUGGGUGCG
Messenger RNA from Saccoglossus kowalevskii, 1024 nucleotides. RefSeq lists its product as uncharacterized. The record is from RefSeq and is a predicted model, not a curated record. NCBI's taxonomy places the organism in Eukaryota, Metazoa, Hemichordata, Enteropneusta, Harrimaniidae.